AUGAUUAGACCAGAGCCUGCUGAAAGAGAGCACUGGGGAAGACAAAUUGAAUUCGCUUUUGCUUGUGUUGGAUUUGCGGUCGGUUAUGGCAACUUCUGGCGCUUUCCUUAUAUGUGUUUCAAAAACGGUGGAGGUAAGUUAACAUAGUUGGAAAACCGUUAAGCCAAUUUUCACAGUUAGGUAUCUUUCAAAACGGAAACUAUGUGAGAGUUGCUUAGUGCAAGAGAAGAUGAAACCAGUUCUUAGAAAUCGGAAACAUGCAACCAUUGCCAACGCGGGAAAAUUUCAUUAUUUCCAAGCCCAGGGAAAAAUUAACUUGUUCGAAUUGAGACCACAACCGGUUCAACUUGUACAUCAAGAAGGGAAACGCCCUUCAGCCUGGAGAGAUUAACCAGAGCUUUGGAACUGAUGCACGAAAGGUGAACUGAACACAACAGCAAAUUUUAGAGAAGAGGUAUUAUUGUUUGGUUAUUGUGUUUCUUCGACUGUUGCAAAGGUUGCUCUUUUUUUAGUAAGGCUUUAAUGGAGGAUGAAGAAAGCUUGGAACACAAGUUGGAUUUAACUUGGUUGACUGUUUCGUUUUUUUGUUUGCUGUUAAAGUUCCUUUCAUACAAACCAAUUUUCUCGGCCAUGUAAAUAGCUAACGAUUUUUCCUCGACAAGUGCUUGAAUGGGGAGACUUGUCAAGGAAACGUUGCCACGUUUUCCAAUUUGUAACUGAGAGCAAAUUUCUUGCUCUUGUAUAUUGACCAUGCUUGUGUAAAUGGGGGUUAACACACGAUCUAACUUUCUGUUUCUAUUCAGGCGCAUUCCUUAUCCCAUAUAUAUCAUUUCUUCUCUUGGGUGGUAUUCCGUUGUUCUUUAUGGAGCUCAGUAUUGGUCAGAUUCUUCAGGCAGGCCCAGUUAAAGUGUGGAGAAAGCUAAGCCCGCUUUUUUCAGGUGCGUGUUAUUCUCACCAAAUAACUCAUGACGAUGUCGAAACUUUUUCAUCCUCUAUAUAACAUAAUAACACCACUAAAGAAGAAUAAACGGAAACAACACAUAAUGAUAUGUCACGACAGCUUAAAGGGAACCUCCACUCUUACUACAGAAUAAGUUUAAAUCGAAUAAAAUUAUGUUGAUAAACAAAUUUGUUCGAAAUUUGUCCUUAAAAAAAGUGUUUAUAUCAGGAAAAGUGAAUUUUAAAAUCGCUUAUUUUCACUUUCAAAUUUCGCGGGCGCCGCCAUCUUGAAUAAUUGUGACGUGUUACGGUUGCUCUAUUGUUAUUAAACAAAAGCUCUUUGUGUCAGAACGACAGAGCAACCGUAACACGUCACAAUUAUUCAAGAUGGCGGCGCCCGCGAAAUUUGAAAACAAAAAUAGGCCAAUCUAAAAGUUAUUUCUUUCGGAUACAAACGCUUUCUUUAAAAAUAUUUUAGAUUGACUUGACUGUAACAGUUAUUUCCUGUGAUUUAAAGUUAUCUUUUUGUUGAAGUGGAGGUUCCCUUUAAAUGUAUCCUAGGACACCCUUUGUAGCUUAAGUCAUGCUUGCAAAAACUGUUACAUUGUCCCUCGGUGUAAGUUUCGAUUCGUCGCAUCCAUUUCUUAUGUUCAAGAGUUUUCUUUUUAUCGUGAUUGAAAUUUGUCCUAUCGCUAUGAAUUGGCUUGUGAUUGGUCCACUAUGGUCACGUGGGCUAAAUAAUACACUCUAAGGCUAUGUUCACACACACUAUGCCGGAUACCUUGAUCUUUAGACUUUCUCAAAGUCCUUCGCUUCUCAUUUCCGGUUCCGGUAGUCUCUCGCUCACUUUGUCACCGAAAAAAUAAAACUUUUCUUGCUCGCGCUUUGCGCUCGAGCAAAACUUUGAGCUCGACUUGUGGGCAAGUUUACUCGAUCUUGCGCCGACACGAAAGCCAUAUCGGAUAAAAUUUCUAUUUACACUUAAGACGGUGAUCUUGAAAGUGGAUCGUCACAUACCGGAUAGGUUUCUGUCACCCUUCGUCGCACUGUGAACAGGUAGCGGAAGUAAAUGAGUAGGAGCGAGGACUGAAACCCAAUGAGACAGAAUUAAAUAUUCAGAAGUGAGGAUUGGGAUUUAGUUGGAAUUAGUGCACCACGCUCUCUCGGCCAAACGCUCCGGUCCAGUGUUCGGUGUCACUGUAAAGUUUUGAACGACUUGUUCCUGUUCUCUGGCCACAUCCUUUACCUUGUCAUCUCCCUUAUCUUGUAGGUAUUGGCUUUGCAAUGAUCACGGUAUCGUUCAUGGUCUCAGUUUAUUACAAUGUUAUCCUGGCUUGGAGCAUUUAUUACCUUUAUAACUCGUUCACGUCCGAUUUACCAUGGGUUGGCUGCCAUCACGCUUGGAAUACAGAGAGAUGUUACCAGCUUAAAGCAGGCUUCAACAUAAGUAACUAUGGUAACACAACAAAAGUGUCUGCCAGUAAAGAGUUCUUCAUGUAAGUUCCGUGUAUUACCUAUCUGUCAAGUUGCUCCCAGAAGAAAUCCUUUUUUAAAGAAAAUAGACUCGUUUUGACAUUAUUAAGGCGCCCUAAAGAUUGCGCAAGUCACAAAAUAGCAUUGAACCAAAGAGAAAUGGAAACUAAAUAUAAUCAAUUCUUCGGUGCUAAGCAAUGGAGAGACCGGGACCAAUAGCCUUCUGGCUAAAUUCGUUGGUUGAUUCGUUUGUCCCUCGAGAUAAUUGAGCGGGUGAUCGCGCAAGUACGAGGGUCGCUUCUCUCCUUUCCCACGUUAAAAACUGCCAUGAAUUAUUAUCACGGCGUUUUAGGGCAAUUCUUCCGGCCACCCUUACAACCCGGUCUGCAAAAAUUAUAAUACAAACUAGAUACGGGUGACUUCAACGAAAAAAGAACACUUUGCUCAAAUUUUGGUAUUAUUUUCCUCAUAACAUACUACUGAUGCCCCACAUACGGAUCGUGGCUUCGGAGAAUAAUCUAAAACUUUCUAAAGCGCCAUGAUAAAGGCUAGCCAUGGGUGUUAAACUGUCCUUAAUACUUAAUUAAGUCAGGGGGUACUGAAUCUGUUUAUUGCGGAUUGAAUCUACGCAAAUUACAUCACUUUAUUGAAUAUUUCUAAAGUGAUCAUCUUUCCAUGCUCAGACUUCCGGACAACCAUUGCUAAUUUUUUGGCUCUUUUAUUUCUACUGUGACAGUCACAAUGUUCUGGAAAUGACGGAUGGAAUUGAACAGCCUGGUCACUUGAAUUACAAGCUUACAGUGUGCCUGUUUGUGGCUUGGGUUCUUGUUUAUUUCUGUAUCUGGAAAGGCAUUCGUACAACCGGGAAAGUCGUUUACGUCACAGCCACACUACCUUACGCGUUCUUGGUUAUCCUGUUCAUACGAGCUAUCACCUUACCUGGAUCACUUGACGGGAUCAUGUAUUAUAUUACACCAGAGUGGACUAAACUUGCGGACCCUACGGUACAUUUAAUUAUUGGCAUUAUAAAGCAUGGCGUUAGCUGACCCCCUUAGCUGUCUAUUGCAUGAAGGCAUGUGCAUUGAAAAUAUGAAUCUAAAAAGUGGUUUGUUCCGUUCUUAACAACUACAGUCGACUCUCGAUAACUCGAACCUUCGAGGAAAAUCGAAAACAGUUCGAGUUAUCGGGAGUUCGAAACAAAUACCCAGAAGUAAGGAAACAGGAUGGGGAAGAAUGUAAGUAUCAUGCACACUUGACUUCAAGGGCAGCAAGAGAUAAACUGAUAUUUUGAAAAUGAAAUUAAGCAACAAAGCCUGAUUAAUGAGUACAGUGCUAAACAUUGUAUUUAAAUUGGACUGACAAAAAAAGUAAAGAAGCUUAAAAACAAAGUCGAGAAAAAUUCAGUGUUUUGGACUGCAGUUCACUGCACUUUUUUCAACUUUGCCAACUAAAAGGAGUAGCGAAAGGCGGGGAUCAACUCUAGGUGUCCGUGCUAUAGAGGUGUCGGUCAAAUGCGAGUUGACUGUACCCUUUUUCUUAACAAUUCCUAAUACGUCAGUAACUUUGCUUAAUUAUUGUUUACCAGGUCUGGAUCGAUGCAGCGUCGCAAAUUCUCUACUCUCUAGCAAUCGGUUUUGGAGUAUUGAUAGGAUUUGCAAGCUACAAUAGACGAACAAAUGACAUUUAUAAGUAAGUGCCAUGGUUUGUUGAACCUCUUACACCCGCAUGAAUAUAUAAACUCCCUGGGUUAAAACCCCAAGCCUCUGUCGGUUAAUGGAGUGGUAGCCAAUCAGUGACCAGUAUUGAGAUCACGCAACCUGAAGUGGUUUGUUCAAUCUACGAUGCGUCGAGGCCAGGUACCACUCUUUUUCCUCUUACCGAGCGUGGCACGGAUCGACAUUUUGAACAGAAAGUGAAGUAAGCGUAAAGGAAAUUGGGUAAGGUGAAAUUGGAACAUUGUUUAAGCCUUCCUCUGUACUGUUGCCUGCCUGUAUAGUUUUGCGCGACGUAGUUGGAGCAUGGUUCAAUGGAACGUCUUCGGCUGUUUCUGGAACAAUUUCACUCGCCGUACCUCCCAACUAAAGAAGGUUCAGUUAUACACUGUUUCCUAAAAACAGUCGAACUGAAACUGUAGAUGGCCCGUUUGACAAUAGUGCGAAAAAUUGCGCGUCUUUUUUUGUUGUCUUCAUAGAAACCUUCUGAGUUCAGGUUUGUUUCUCCUUGUUAUAAUGUUCUGGUUUGUUGUAUUUUUAGGGACGGGUUGGUAAUUUCGCUCGUAAACUGCAGUACCAGCGUGUUCGCAGGCUUUGUGGUGUUUGCUAUUGUGGGACAUAUGGCUCAUAUACAGGACACCAGCCCAACACAAGUAGCUUCUCAAGGUAUAGUUAGAGUAGCAUUGUCUCGAGUCGUAGUUCCUGUGCAAAGAGGUGAUGACUUCCGCACAGACUGUGGAAACUUCAGUCACUUUGAAUGGCAGUUAUAUGCACUCACACAGACGAUCAUCUGGAUCAAAUUUAACUUACUUACUUUUCAGAAAAAUAACUUAAUUGUCUAUUGAGAGUUUUAGUUAACGGAGGGGGAGAAAUCCCAAUGGUAUGGUGGAGUUAUAAUUAGGGUUGAGCAACGAUAAAUAUUCUGAUUUUUAGGAACGUGAAAACAUCCAGAAACAGAAAAAUAGAUUAACUAAUGCACUACACGACAAUAUUUCAUUUUCGUUAAGUACUGUGGCAUUCCUCCUUGGAACCUAAUUCUGCACUUAGAAGAGAAUUAAAAGAAAAGAAUUUUUAUCUUGUAGUGACCACUUCUCCAAUCAGAAUACAAUAUCUACGUCAUGUAAAUGUUCUGUCACGCCCUUUAGCCAAAACACUUUAAUCACGUGCUGAUGCUUGAUACAUCGUCAUUCGUUCCUUUCUUUUUAAGGUCCCGGAUUGGUGUUCAUCGUGUAUCCAGCAACUCUUGGCCAACUUCCCGCGCCACAGUUCUGGUCUGUUGUCUUCUUUCUCAUGCUUAUAACCUUGGGUCUUGACAGCCAGGUUAGUGAACGGAAUUACGAGCAAAGUUAAAAGAAAUUACAGUCAACUCGCAUUUAACGGACAACUCGCUAAAACGGACACCUAGAGUUGGUUCCUGCCUUUCUUUAUCCUUUCAGUUGACUUUCUAUAGGACGGACAUCUGUGUUAGAUGGACACAUGCUGGUCCCAUAGGUGUCCCUCGAAGAGGGAGCUGUUUGUUAGCUAUCCCUGGUUUUUCUCUAACUCUGGGCUGAAGGGUGUAAUUGCACUAUGCUCUAGACAAGUUCAGGUUUGCUGACAAAGAAGGUUAACGUUAAGUAAUUGUCAGUUAGUACAACUGUCUGACAGAGCGCGCAGAUUUGGAAUAAUUUGAUAGCGACGCACGGAAUUCCCUUCCUUCCUUUAGAACUUUAAAUAGCCUGCCUAACAGGUUUAGAGAGAUUCGUAUUGCCUCUCCCAGAUAGUUUCCUAGCACGGAACGGCGUCUGUUCGAGAUACAUGGCCAAAACGGAAGUGCCUACAUUAUGUCAAUGGCCUUCUUUAACAUGGCUUUCUUUUCAUGAUAUAGUUUGGGCAAGUCGAAGUAGUUGCAGCUGCUAUCAUAGACCAAUAUGAAUUACAGAGAUACAGAGAAGCAAUUGUGCUGGCCGUUUGCUUGGUUAUGUUUGCUUUGGGGCUGACAUGUGUCACUCAGGUGAGAUACUCAGUCGUCUAGAAUUUUUGACAGGAAGAAACUUUCAAUUAGUGUCACCUUAAAAGAUUUGAUCGAGAGAAUACUCAGACUUUGAACGCAUUGUGCGCUAGAGAGUUACAAACAACAUUGCAGGAAAGGAAUGUUCACAGCUUUCAUUUGAAAGCUAAUUUAUUCUCCUACUUCAGUAUCAUGUUUGAUGCUGGCUUAAUGGAUAUACCAAAAGCUUUUGGGUGGAGCUUGAAUGAUUUGAUACUCAGAUCUCUUGUUGAGCUUGAGUUAUUAUUAUUAUUAUUAUUAUUAUUAUUAUUAUUAUUAUUAUUAUUAUUAUUAUUAUUAUUAUUAUUAUUAUUACUAUUUUAAAUUACAGGGCGGCAUAUACGUGUUCAACUUGUUUGACUCUUUCUCUGCGGGAAUAUCAUUGUUGUUUCUGGUAACAUUUGAGUUGCUGGUCGUUGGCUGGAUCUACGGUAGGCAACAUAUAUAAUCGUCUUUAAUUCCCCACUUCUUUCAGAAAGGUCGUUCUUAUACCAUCAGAAGGCUACGUCUCAGUAUAUCUUCACAGUAUGUCGGAUAGCUCUUGCGCCGAUAUGAAAACUAUACCGGCUAGGGCUAUUGUUGACACAUAAAGAGCAGAUUUCGGCGCGAUUUCUAUAACGAAACGAAGCUGCUCUGCACCAGUUUUGAAAGAAGAAUGUCACGUAUCGGAUAAAUUUCUGCCACUUUUCGUGGCAAUGUGAACUGGCAUUCGAACCGUAGCGGAAGUGAAUAAGUCGGAGCGAGGACUGGAACCCACUGAGACGGAAGUAAAUAUUCAGGAGUGAAGAUUGGGAUUUAGUGCACCAGACCCUGUCAGCCAACCGCUCCGGCACGAUGAUCGAUAUGGGUGAACGACUUGUUUCAGUCCUAUGCGGUGCUGUUUAUAUUAUAGUCUAGAUGUUACAGGUCAAAAUUAUAUUCAGGUUAAAUUUUUUUAAACUAGGUUGAUUGUCAAUUUCCUUUGUCUCCUAGCUCUAAUUAUUCAAUUUUGACCUGAAUAUAAUUAAGAUACAAAGGCAUCUUCAGUACGAUACCGCGAUGUCAUACCGCUAAAAACAUACAAACUGCAAAUAACAUCAUACAUCAAUCAGACGCAUCAAAAACAUUCCUCGGCAAAAAACGGAGUUAAUCGUUCCUACUAUACUACUUACAUUCUAGUGAUAAACAGAUCAUCUUUUUAUUCAUCAGGGGCCAAAAAAUUAGCGGAAGAUAUCGAAGCAACUACAGGGCGUCGAGUUUCCAGGUGGUGGAUAAUGUGCUGGCAAGUUGUCACACCUUCAAUGGUUGUUGUAAGUAAAAGUUUUUUGGUUAAUAUUCAAAUAGCGACCAAAACUGUUAAUGGCACAAGUUUACCAGUCAUUAGCAAGUGCAAUAAAAUGUGAGACUAUAGUCCACUUUCUCUAAACGGACACCUCUAUAAGACGAACACCUCUCUAUGUUGGUCCAUGCCGUUUUUCAGUCAUAUUACUGUAACAGAAUCACAGGUGUCACAUUUCCAUAGGCGUACGGGCAAUUUUUUGCCAGGGGGGGCGGUAAUCCAUUUGCCCAAAAAAUUCUUGCAAGUUGCCCAAAUUUUUACAAAAGAGUCGAAAGGAAACUACGGCCAUGCAUAACAUUUAAGGCCGUACUGGCAUAUGAAAGUGGCUCGAUACAGUUUUUCAGAGUUAAUACCUGCCAAGUUUGAGCAUAAACUACGUACGUCGCCACAAACAAGAAUUUGGAAAAAAUUACCACCACAGUUGUAUUAGAUAAAGAGGGAAAUUUGUCAUGAUCAGGGUUGCAAUGACAUCGGAGCUGUCAUAGCAACGAAAUGACGCCAUUACCUAUCGUCAAGAGAGGAUAAAGGGGACAGAGAAGGCAUCCCCCAUACACACCCUAUUCCAUAGGUAAUUCGUCUCGAGUUAUUUUUAAGACACACAGAUCCCAAGGGGGAUUAGACAACAGCCAAUCACAUAGCGCGAAUGUGUUCCGCGUGGAUGACCCACGCUCAGAGCCACGCGUCCUUCACGAAUUGAAGCAGAACAAAAUGGUGGAAGACUCGGAGAGUGAUAUUGCUAUUCGUUUUGUCGACGAAAACGACUAAAGAGAGAUUUCUGCUAAAGCGGUGUCAGCGAAAUGGAAAUUAAAAAAGAAUCGCCCUUCCUCUCUUGUAUAGAGCUAACAGUACAGGAGGGAAAUCCUUAACACACUGAAUAUUCUCUCAUAAUCAUUUAUAAUUUACAUUUUGAAGAGAGCAAUUUCUGGUUUGAUAUUUAUUCUUUUAUUAGUCUUUUAUUAUCCAACAAAAAUAACACUUGGCGUCCUACUUGCUUUAUUGUACAAACGACCGGUUUCAAUAGACCGGCGAAAUUUCUCAUUUUAUUAAAGUACUCAGGUUACGACAACUUCGAGUUAAACUGAUUUCACGGUUUGUCAAAGACUCCAGCGAUUCCCUUUUCCCAGGUGAGCUUCAAUAUUCAGAAAUGCUCUAAAUGUAUUUACGCUUUCAUUGCCUUUCGCCCGACAUGUUUUGCACGGCGUUUAGUCAUGCGAAACCUCCACGAAACAUCCACGCAACGCGCGAGGUAACUUUAUCCCGAUUCUAAAAAUAACUCGAGACGAAUUACCUAUGGAAUAGGGUGUGUAUGGGGGAUGCCUUCUCUGUCCCCUUUAUCCUCUCUUGCUAUCAUGUAUUAUACUUGCCGCCAUAUUACUCACUGGGAACUGUUCUUACAAAAUCGUUCAGGGGAGCUCUUUCCUCCAAUAGUGGCCUCGAUGUUCGUGAAGUUAAAACGGAACUGUAACAGCGUUAUCGAAAUAUUUUGGGAUGAAGUUUUUAUUGUUAGAAAUAAGGUAAAAAAGGAAAAUCUUGAUGUUUAGCCGUAAUCUGAAGAAAACGAAGCGCUUUUGACAUGCAAUUUCUCCUCAUAGUAGUUUCAAUCUUUUUAAAAACAUGUGUGAAAGAUCAUGGAGAUAGCUCCUGCCAAUUGCUAUAAAGAAGGAUUUGAUUAGCGCUCUCGUUGGGGGUUUUGUAAACAUUUCGGUCUACUUACAAGUUAGUGAAUAAUUUUUAAACCUCUCGAUAGAUUUUCUUCAAAAAAAUUAAGAUUCUUCUCGUAAUUCAAACUGAGAAUUAGUCAGCCACUUCUUCACUUUCAACCCCACUGCUGAUGCGUGUUCUGCCACACACUGUUCUAGGAGUGGAGGUGAUUCUAGAAAGUUAUGCGGAAGUUUAUUCUAAUCAAUUCACGACUGGAAAUAGCCCAUUCCAGCUAAUGCAGUGCAGUACAGUGCCCAACAAUAAAAAAAUCAGCAUAUGAUACCCUUCCCUCAUAACCAGAAACUCAUCACGUGCUAGGCAACCACUGUCUCGUGUGAACGUACACGCUGACUUCUGGUUAAAAUAGAAAAUAUUUAUCUCUUCAAAAUAAUAAUAAUAAUAAAAACAUGGAAACGUCUUUAAAAACUGGCUUUGCCCAAAUUUUCUCUUGCUGCCCAAAAAAUCUGAGUUGCCCAAACUUUGGGGGGGCUGCAGCCCCCUCGCCCCCCGGCCCGUACGCCUAUGCACAUUUCUUUGACUCUUUAUAAGCCAGACGGACACCUCUCUAAGACGGACAGUCAGGACCGGUCCCGAAGGUGUCCGUAACUUUACUGUCAGUUGCGGAAAAAAUUAUCAAAGAAUUUCCAGGGAAAAUAUGGCACAGUAACAGAAUCUUGAAAAAUACAUGUAUGCAACCAAUGCCAGGCGUGGUAAAGCAUACAACAAAUUCUUCUUGAUGAAGAGAACUCUCUGAGUGAUUUUCAGUUUAAUUGCAAAGUUGGGAUUUAACAAUUGCUUUGAUUUACAGGGAAUAUUCUUGUUUAGCAUCAUCAAGUACAAGUCCGUAGCGUACGAGGGCAGAAUAUAUCCCAGUUGGGCUGAGGGCCUGGGUUGGAGUAUCGCCUGUUGUUCCAUGCUUUGUAUUCCCAUUACUGCCGUCCGUGUUUUAAUGAGAGCGGAGGGCUCGUUUUUUGAGGUAAGCGUUGCGACCGUUUGA
Porites lobata is the source of this 10169-nucleotide messenger RNA. The record is from the annotation of a GenBank genome assembly. NCBI's taxonomy places the organism in Eukaryota, Metazoa, Cnidaria, Anthozoa, Scleractinia, Poritidae.